GCUAUUUCUAAUAAUGUUGUUUUUUUAUUACCAUUUUCAUUAUUUUAUUUCACUUAGUCCUACAUGUUGGAGCUCCAAGCCAAAUAUUUUCACUGAACCCUGCAAUCACAACUGCAACCCUGUACGUGUGACUACUGUGAAGGUUUCGACAACACAAUCACAUACAUGGAUUUUCAUUUACACCAACUGGUGUAAAAAUCCAUUAAAUUGAUUGUAGAAAGUAUUGAAGAAUACCAGUGUGCUGUUGGCGUUUCUGUUUUCAAACUGAUUAGUAAACUGCCUUUUCAAACUGAUUAGUAAACUUCCUUUUCAAACUGAUUAGUAAACUGCCUUUUCCCCAAAUAUUCCAGAUGUAAGCAUCUACUAUUGGAGAAGGGAACUGCAUUGGCUUGUAUCUGCUCUGUGUGGAGGUCUUCUUGUCACACAGGGCACAGAGAAGAGCUAUGAACAUGAUGCUCCUGACAACGUGCCAGUGAGUUGAAGAGAGAGAGAGCUGAAGGUAAACUCAAAGUUAUAAAGAUGAACCCUAUGGAGGAAAUGACAACCAUGUCUCUGCCGAUGUGGGCUCUGUUCUCCAACUCCAGCCAGCUGUACUAUAACCCCAACGUCACUGUGGCCCCUACUUCCCUCACCAAGCCCAAGGCCUGUGAGCAGCUCAACAUCGCCACAGAGGUCUUCCUCAUCCUGGGUAUUAUCAGUUUGUUGGAGAACAUCCUGGUCAUCUGCGCCAUCAUCAAGAACAAGAACCUCCACUCCCCCAUGUACUUCUUUGUGUGUUCCCUGGCCGUGGCCGAUAUGCUGGUCAGCGUCUCCAACGCCUGGGAGACCAUCGUCAUCUACCUGCUGACCAACCGGCAGCUCAUUGUGGACGACCAUUUUAUUCGUCAGAUGGACAACGUCUUUGAUUCCAUGAUCUGUAUAUCGGUGGUGGCGUCUAUGUGUUCUCUCCUGGCCAUCGCUGUGGACCGAUAUGUGACCAUCUUCUACGCUCUGCGUUACCACAGCAUCAUGACUCAUAGAAGGGCCGCUCUCAUCAUCGGAGCCAUCUGGACCUUCUGCACGGGCUGCGGCAUCGUCUUUAUCAUGUACUCCGACACCACCCCCGUCAUCAUUUGCCUGGUGUCCAUGUUCUUCACCAUGCUGGUGCUCAUGGCCUCGCUGUACAGCCACAUGUUCAUGCUGGCUCGCUCCCAUGUCAAGCGCAUCGCGGCUCUGCCAGGGUACAACUCCAUCCACCAGAGGGCCAGCAUGAAGGGAGCCAUCACUCUCACCAUCCUCCUGGGAAUCUUUAUCGUCUGCUGGGCACCUUUCUUCCUCCACCUUAUGCUUAUGAUCUCCUGCCCCAGGAACCUGUACUGUGUGUGCUUCAUGUCUCACUUCAACAUGUACCUCAUCCUCAUCAUGUGUAACUCUGUGAUCGACCCUCUGAUCUAUGCCUUCAGGAGUCAGGAGAUGAGGAAGACCUUUAAGGAGAUAAUCUGUUGCUACAGCCUGAGGAACGUGUUUGAGUGUCUCCCUGUGUGCUAUAAACCUGGAGUGGCAUAGAACUCUUACCCUUAUAGAGUCUUUGGCCAUGGGUCCUACAUGUGGCGUAGUCAGCAGGAUGUGGGCAUGAACAGAGUGCAUUGGAGUAGAAGACUGUCUUAAAAUGUGUCUUAGACUGCCUUGUCCCCAUGCAGUCUGAUUAAGCUCAACUUGUAGAACCCUUUGUGCCUUAACACUAUAACUGCUAAAGCAAUGAUUUUGACCCGAUAUUCGUCCACCGAAUCAAAGCAGUCUUAUCAGUCUACUCUGGCCUACUUGGAGUAGGCUACACAGCGAGAGCAGUAAUCAGUCUACUCUG
Coregonus clupeaformis (lake whitefish) is the source of this 1843-nucleotide messenger RNA. Its product is annotated as melanocortin receptor 5-like. Gene Ontology annotation, cellular component: membrane. Gene Ontology annotation, molecular function: melanocortin receptor activity. Gene Ontology annotation, biological process: G protein-coupled receptor signaling pathway. The transcript is spliced from 2 exons. The record is from RefSeq and is a predicted model, not a curated record. Lineage: Eukaryota; Metazoa; Chordata; Actinopteri; Salmoniformes; Salmonidae. Bases 520 to 1545 code for a protein of 341 amino acids.